Messenger RNA from Musca vetustissima, 1107 nucleotides. RefSeq names its product putative phosphatidate phosphatase. Gene Ontology annotation, biological process: signal transduction; phospholipid metabolic process; phospholipid dephosphorylation. Bases 7 to 1107 code for a protein of 366 amino acids. The transcript has a single exon. Lineage: Eukaryota; Metazoa; Arthropoda; Insecta; Diptera; Muscidae. Gene Ontology annotation, molecular function: phosphatidate phosphatase activity. The record is from RefSeq and is a predicted model, not a curated record.
GCCACAAUGCUGACAUAUCAGCGCGGUUUCUUUUGUGGUGACCUGAGCAUAAGGUACCCUUACCAUGAGUGUACCAUUACCGUGCCCAUGCUACUGGUUUGCAUGCUACUUCUACCCAUGCUGUUCCUUAGCGUUGUGGAGAUUAUGCGCCUAUGCCACAAUUUUCGAUUGCGGCAAUAUCUACGAAAUACCAGUCUGAGUUUGGGUUGUUUCAGCUUUGGUUUCAUUGCCACCUAUUUGAGUACGGAAUUGGCCAAGAAUGUGGUGCGACGUCUAAGGCCCCAUUUCUAUAUGGCCUGUCGGCCGACCCUCAACGACGGCUCUACAUGUGACGACCCCAAGAAUCGCAAUCUCUUUGUCGAACAAUACUAUUGUUCGAAUCGCAAUUUAUCCGCACGUCAAUUGCGCGAACUCUAUGUGUCAUUCCCUAGCGCCCAUUCGUCGUUGUCAUUCUACGCCAUGCUGUUUUUGGCCUUUUAUCUGCACGCCAUCUGGCGGGGUGGUCGUGGUGUGAAUCGUGUCUUGCGUCAUUUGUUGCAAUUUCUGUUUCUGUCGUUGGCCUGGUUUAUAUCGUUGAGUCGUGUGGCCGAUUACUGGCAUCAUUGGUCGGAUGUGAUGGCCGGUGCGGUAAUGGGUAUUAUCUAUGCCACACUUACCGCCAUCUAUGUGGGUAGAUUUCUAAGCUACUACAGUUCGUCGUCGUCGUCAGCGGCGACAGCAACAAGUCCUCAUCAUCAGCACCAGCAUCACAACAAACAGUCAUGUUUGCAUCAAACAUCGAACAAGUUGAAGGCCUCGUUGAAACACCAACAUGUUGGCUCGAGUACGGUAAGCUUUCAGCCGCAGCAUCAGCUUCAACAGCACACGCUGAGUCAUGAACCAGCUCAACAUCAACAGCAGCAGCAGAAAAUCCAGCAGCUUUACAGUGAUCAGAUUUCUGCAGCUUCCACAUUGCCUGGCCUGUCGACCACAUCGACCGCAGCCGCUUUAGAAGCGGUGACAUCGUUAGCAUCCACUGUGGCUGAGGAAGAGCUGGUAACAUUAACAUCAGCCAAAGAGCAUCUUAUUGCGUCGAAUGAGUCCAUAUGGAAGUCGGCAACAUCAUAA